Messenger RNA from Phycomyces blakesleeanus NRRL 1555(-), 1236 nucleotides. RefSeq lists its product as hypothetical. Gene Ontology annotation, biological process: lipid metabolic process. Lineage: Eukaryota; Fungi; Mucoromycota; Mucoromycetes; Mucorales; Phycomycetaceae. The transcript has 2 exons. The coding region runs from base 1 to 1236 and encodes 411 amino acids. The record is from RefSeq and is a predicted model, not a curated record.
AUGCGUAAAGCCAUAGCUAUGGCACCUGCGCAUCUUUUUAUGGUAGCUUCAUUGCCUGUCAAACGAAAGCGACUAUCUCAAGAAGUGUUCUUGGGGUGUUGUUGGCUUCUAGGGCUAGCAAUUCCGCUGUAUUUUGCAGGCCAAUUUUCAUUUAUGGUCAAUAUGAUCCUGUCCGUAUGGGCUUGGGCAACAGGGAUGAAAAUGGGAGUCUGGCUCUUUUCAUUAUCAAUGGACGAACGUAGACAACGAAAGAGUUUUGCUAGCACCUUAUUCUCCUGGCGUCAACGACCACCUAACCAAGCCGAACCACCUUCAACACCCGAAUGGAGAGAUAUCCCACUCCAACCAUUCCUCUGGCGAUACCUAACAUGUCAGAUUGUAUUCGACAGCCUGGCAGUAUUUUUUCAACAUGUCGAUUCACAACGUCCAGUACGAGUGCUAGCUCAGCUAAUCCAUUGGUGGGACAGAUCGUACGUCCCAACUGAAUCAUUCGCAUCCAUAAUGAUGAGCUUUGGAUUCUGCAUUCUAUUCUGCGUAUAUCUCCAACUUCAACUACAGGUUACAUACGAUGCCUUCGUUUUGUGUUACUGUGCGCUAUAUCAAGUUCUACCCUGGAUAGACCAAAGAAUGCAGAGCUCAGCAAAAAAACCAAUGUCAUUAGGCGCAAUCAAAGCAAGAGCCCAACGAAUGAUGUGGAUGCGAGAUCUCAAACAUUAUCUUGAGAGUACAUUGACGAUGCCACCUUUGUUCGACUCCCCCUGGCAGACAGACAGUCUGCGUGACUUUUGGUCUAGACGCUGGCACACCAUUUACAACGACUGUUUUUAUAGACUAGGCUACAAACCUACACGACAGUUGAUGAUAUCCAUGGGCAUACGAGGUGUGGCAUGUAGACUGGUACCUGCCUUGGCCGUUUUUGCCUUAUCAGGGAUGAUGCACGAGUACUUUUUAUAUUGCUCUACAGGCCCUCGCCUUUACUAUUCGCAUUGGGUGGGCGGCCUGCAGUGUCUGUUUUUCGCUUGUCAGACGCUUGGGAUCGCGAUUGGAGAUAGACUGAUCAAAAAGGGUUGGGCUGGAUGGGUCUGGGCAGUUUUUUAUAUGGUGAUGACAUCGCACUUGUUCGUCGUUCCUUAUAUUCUAACUGGCUACAUGUACAUGGACAAACUUAGCUUUGCACCUUUAUUCGAAAAAGCAGUUCUUGCUGGCAAGACUGUUUGGAGCAUGCCUUUGAUUUGA